This is a messenger RNA of Babesia bigemina, 1671 nucleotides long. Its product is annotated as glucose-6-phosphate isomerase protein, putative. Gene Ontology annotation, molecular function: monosaccharide binding; carbohydrate derivative binding; glucose-6-phosphate isomerase activity. Gene Ontology annotation, cellular component: cytosol. Bases 1 to 1671 code for a protein of 556 amino acids. Lineage: Eukaryota; Apicomplexa; Aconoidasida; Piroplasmida; Babesiidae. Gene Ontology annotation, biological process: gluconeogenesis; glucose 6-phosphate metabolic process; glycolytic process. The transcript is spliced from 5 exons. The record is from RefSeq and is a predicted model, not a curated record.
AUGCUGUCUAAUAAACUUGAGGAAUCCGCGGUAUUCAAGUCGCUGCUUUCCUCGUCUAGCGCCGCGAAAAAUGCGGAUUUGGCCGCGCUUCUGCGCGACCGUUCGCGCUGUGACCGUCUAAUCAAGAGCUACAAAGGGGUAACUUUGGACCUCUCCAGGCAGCUGAUAGAUUCCGCGACGUUAGACGCCCUGCUAUCUCUCUGCCAUGAGAUGAAUGUGCCCAAGAAGAUCGAAAUGCUGUUCAGUGGAGGAAUUUUGAAUGGCACUGAGGGUCGUUCCGUGUUGCACAGCGCACUGCGUGCUGCUCGUGGCACGUCCUUAACUGUGGACGGCAGCGACGUGGUCGCCGACGUUUACAGCGUGCUGGACAGCAUCAAGGAGUUUUCCAACCGUGUCCGCAAAGGUUCUAUUGUCGCCUCGGACGGGAAGCCGUUCGACUCCCUGCUUUGCAUUGGCAUUGGCGGUUCCUACCUCGGUAUCGCAUUCGCUGCGCAGGCGUUCAUGGCCUCGUCGUCGGCACGUCGUGAAUGCGAGGGACGCAAAAUUCGCUUCCUGGCCAAUGUGGACCCGGCUGGUUUUCGUAUCGCGACUGAGGGCCUCGACGCCAACAGGACGAUGGUAAUCGUAAUUUCGAAGACGUUCACUACUGCCGAGACCAUGAAGAAUGCAGUGGUAGCUCGCGACUGGCUCCAGUCUAACAUCGCCGACCCGUCCAAAUUUGGCGACCACCUCUGCGCCAUCAGCACCAACCUCAAGUUGACCAAGGACUUCGGCAUUGACGAUUCGCACGUCUUCGGCUUCUGGGACUGGGUGGGUGGCCGAUUCAGCGUAUCUUCCGCUGUCGGCAUGCUCCCACUCGCCAUCCACUUCGGUUUCGACAUCGCUGAGCAAUUCUUGUCUGGCGCUCGCAUGAUGGACGAGCACUUCCGCCAGACGCCCCUCGACGACAACAUGCCCGUGCUUCUCGCCCUGGCCAGCUUCUACAACUCCACGGUGCUCGGCCUGGACUGCGUCGCCCUUCUGCCGUACAGCGAGGACCUGUGCCUGUUUCCGCGCUACAUCCAGCAACUCUGCAUGGAAAGCAACGGCAAAUCGGUGCGCAUGAACGGUGACAAGUUGAGCUAUGGUACUGGCGAGAUCUAUUUCGGUGAGAGCGGCACCAACGGCCAGCACAGCUUCUACCAGCUGCUGCACCAGGGCCGCGUGGUCCCCUCGGAGUUCAUCGGUUUCAUCCGAAGCGACAACCGCGACGUGGCUGAGAACGGCGUGACGUUCCACGAGGAGCUGAUGGCCAACUUCUUCGCGCAGCCCGACGCGCUUGCGUACGGCAGGACCCCAGCGCAACUGCAGGCUGCGGGAUGCAGUGCCCACCUGGUGGCGCACAAGGCCUGCAGCGGCAACCGCCCCUCUGCGGUGAUGCUGUUCGAGGAAGCCACUCCCUACACCGUCGGCGCCCUGGUCGCGCUCUACGAGCACCGCGUGGCCGUGCAGGGCUUCCUUUGGGGCAUCAACUCGUUCGACCAGAUGGGCGUCGAGCUUGGCAAGGUGCUCGCCAGCGACAUCCGCGGCUACUUCAAGGCCAGGCACUCCGACUGGGCCUCGGUGGAGAAGGAAGGGCAGAUUUCGUACUCCACGACGAAACUGCUUUCGCUCUUCGCGGGUUCCGCCUAA